Trichoderma gamsii is the source of this 777-nucleotide messenger RNA. RefSeq lists its product as hypothetical. Lineage: Eukaryota; Fungi; Ascomycota; Sordariomycetes; Hypocreales; Hypocreaceae. The transcript is spliced from 2 exons. The coding region runs from base 1 to 777 and encodes 258 amino acids. The record is from RefSeq and is a predicted model, not a curated record.
AUGGCCGUAAUUUCCACACCUCAGCCACACGUCCUUAUCAUCCCCGGAGCAUGGCAUCCGGCUUCCACAAUGGCCUCCUUUGCCGAUGCCCUGGAGGCAGCAGGCUUCCCUGCUACGGUGGUGGCAACCCGCAGCGUUGGCACCAGAGACGUCACCAUCCAGGACGACGAGGCUCAGGCCAAGGCUCUUUUGCAGCCUCUACUUGAUGAUGGCAAAGAUGUAAUUGUCCUUGGGCACUCGUACGGUGGCUUUGUGAUCACGGGCCUCAUUGCCGGUAUGGAUAAGAGAGGCAGAGAGGCGCAGGGUCUGAGGGGAGGCAUUCUUGGUGUGAUUUACCUUUCUGCGUUUAUACCUAUUGAGGGGGAGACGACGUUUGUAGCAGCGGGUGGUAAUGAUUGCACGUUUGCUUCGGCAGAUAAUAUCGAAGAGACAGGCCUCUUGGGAUCAAAAGAGGAGAAAUACCACUUCUACAAUGAUAUCCCAGAUGAGGUAGCCGAACGCCUCGUAGCCAGCCUCAAGGGCCACUCCGGAGCGGCGGUCAUGUCAACCCCUUCGAGUAUAGGGUGGAAGGAUAAGGCUUACGACGGUCGCCGCGCGUAUAUUCGCACUCUUCAAGACAAUGCCCUUACUAUCAAGUACCAAGACGAGCUUAUUGCCCGUUCGGGUGUUGAGUGGCUUGUGAAGUCGGUGGAUGCUUCGCAUAGUGCGUUCUUUUCCAGGACUGAUGAGGUGGUGGGCCUGGUUGCCGAGUUGGCGGUGGAAUUUGCAAAAAAUUAA